Molecule: messenger RNA, 1871 nt
Organism: Prionailurus viverrinus (fishing cat)
Lineage: Eukaryota; Metazoa; Chordata; Mammalia; Carnivora; Felidae
Gene: GGCT
Product: gamma-glutamylcyclotransferase
Exons: 4
Coding region: 104-670 (188 amino acids)
Molecular function (GO): gamma-glutamylcyclotransferase activity
Source: RefSeq, a predicted model, not a curated record
CCUAGAGUCGCCGGCCGGUUUGCCACUGAAGUUGGGACGCUUGCAAUCGUCUCCUCACGGUCUUGCCGCCGACACCGCUGCGGUGCAGGUGUCUGGGUGGAGCAUGGCGAAUUCGGGCUGUGAGGACCUCCGGGGCCAGGAGGGGGAGAGUUUUCUGUACUUCGCCUACGGUAGCAAUCUGCUGACCGAGCGGAUCCACCUCCGAAACCCAUCAGCCGUGUUCUGCUGCGUGGCCCGCCUGCAGGAUUUUAAGCUUGACUUUGGCAAUUCCCAAGGCAAAACAAGUGAAACUUGGCAUGGAGGUAUAGCCACCAUUUUUCAAAGUCCUGGCGAUGAAGUAUGGGGAGUAGUAUGGAAAAUGAACAAAAGCAAUUUAAGUUCUCUGGAUGAGCAAGAAGGAGUUAAAAGUGGAACAUAUGUCCCAAUAGAAGUUAAUGUUUAUACUCAAGAAGGAAAAGAAAUAACUUGUCGAAGUUAUCAGAUGAAAAAUUAUGAGAGUGCUCCCCCAUCUCCCCAGUAUAAAAAGGUCAUUUGCCUAGGUGCAAAAGAAAAUGGUUUGCCACUGGAGUAUCAGAAGAAGUUAAAUGCAAUAGAACCAAAUGACUACAAAGGAGAAGUCUCAGAAGAAAUUGAAGACAUUAUCAAAAAGGGAGAAACAAAAACUCACUAGAACAUAACAGAAUAGAUCUACAGAUAUUUUCUGUAUGUGCUAAUAUAUUUUUAACGUUUAGAACAGGAAUCUGAGGUAUCUCUGUGUUCAACAGUGCUCUGAAAGGUGAUUGCUUGUUUUCAGACUAUAAAAAGAAACUAGGUUAGGAAUUAGAUGAUUGAAAAGGGGGCCGGGAGGCACUGGAAUGCAUGACAAAUGGAUGCAGGUACUCCUAUGAACAAAGUUAUUUUCUGCAUUUGAGUGUAUCCUUGCUCUGUGACAAAGGAGAGAUUUGCAAUUUAAUGAUCGUGCUGGUGAAUUGCUCUGCUCUGGGAUUUUUUUUAUCAGCUUAAUGAAGAGCGAGCAAACUGCAGAGACAGCUGAUGAUAAUUUUUUUUUUUUUUAAUUUAAAAGUGGCAUACUGUUCUUAGAGAAAUAAAUGUAUUUGUGGUUGAACCUGUAUUCCCUACUAAAGUACUAGAUUUCACUUUAAGAGACUCAUAUCAUCACACAUACUGGGUCUGGCGUUGGCUCUACACAGUCCGUACUAGAGGAUUAUUGCAUAGACUCUAGAACCACACAGCCUAGGAUCAGUUAUCAGUUCCACCACGUUCUAGCUGGGAGACUGGGUUUUUUUUACUUUGUGCUUCAGUUUCCUCAUCUAUAGAGUGAGGGCAGGUGAAACACCUAUGUCUUAGGAUUGUUUUGAGAAGUAAAUAUAUGUAAUGAGCUUCGAACAGAGGCUGAUGCAUAAUAAGUAUUAGAAAUCACUAAUGUUCUUAUUAAAGAAUUAUACAGAGCCAUCCUUGGAACAGUAUUUUAAAGUAGAAGAGUCAAGAUGAUGAGGGAACACGUUUUAUGGAGGCUCCAAUUUGACUCUUGGCUUCUUAAAUUUAUUUACUGAACAAAUGGAGGAAAGAAGAGUCAUGAAUAAAACAGCACUGGUUAUUAAAAAAUCAGAUCUCUGGAAUGCAGCGAGCUGGACUUUUGAAACAGGUUAUUGGAAUGAAGUGAGCUAGGUGCAGGAACAUCAAGAUUUGGUUUGUUCUCCUAGGAAAAAUAACUUUUCAGCUACAGCUGCUGUAGUGGAACUGAACCAUAGACUUCAGGUUAGAUCAUGUUUUAUAGCUGUUACACCUCACUGUUUUCAAGUACACCCUCCAAUAUUCUAGUUUUCUCCAGUUCUUUUUUUUUUUAAUUUUUUUUUUUAAUGUUUAUUUAU